CCGAUCUGUGUUUUCCAGUCACCCAUCCGUGAUUUUCGGUGACUGAUCUGACGAUUUGUGGUCACCGAUCCGUGGCGACCGAUCCGACCACCUUACCUGCAGAUCCGACCCUCACCCAUUUUUUCCGUGGUUUCUUUCAGAUUAUCUGUGGUUAUCUUCAGGGUGAUGGUAAGGUGUGAGAUUGGGAGUUGUGUUGCUAGAAAUGCAGCUGCGCCCAAUGUUCUCUUGUAGGUCGGCGCAUGCCUUUGGCACCGGCUGCCUUACGUGGGCUGCGCGGGAUUGUGAUUGGGACAGGCAGCGCGAAUUCCGGUGCACGGCGCCCCAUCUGGGAGUUCUGGAACAAUCGCUGGCUUCGGAGGGCACUGCGCGCUUCGCGCAUUGGGGCGCUCUCAGUGUCCAUCUUCGGCGUGGGCUACACCACCGGCGUCUCGGACGUCUUGGCCGAUCCACAGGACUUCCGCCAGAAGAAGGCGACGGCCUUGCUGAAAUCGAUGAACGCCACCGACGCGGAGGGUCACGUGAGGCUUUGUGAGGAUCAUUCGGAGGAGGUGAAGGCCGUGAAGCGGGUGCUUCCGCGCUUGCUGCGCGCCGCCCGGGCCCAGGUGGAUGCCUUGGCAGAAGAGAUUUUUCAAGCCAUCCAACAAGGCGAAGCCACACGCAGCCAAGAGAAGGACUUGGAGACCUUGCAACGGGCGCAGAAGCGUUUGCAGGGGUGGUCGGACCAUGGAUUCCUGGUGGUGGACGUGAACACUCCCAACGCCUUCGUCACUCCGAUGUUGCCGCGGAUGGUCUUCGUGCACCGGGGCAUCUUCUGGGUCGAUGGCUUAGCGCGACCAGAGGGGCUGCAGGUGGGGAAGGAAGUCUAUGUCCGUCGUGAUGGCUGGCAGCGGGCGAAGCUGGUCUCCCAGCACCAGGAUCAAUGGGCCGCCAUCUUGGGUGAUUCCGAGACGGUCACCGUUGGGCCCGAGGAUAUGAGAGUUCGCGAGCGGAGGCAAUUGGUGGAGAACGAUGAACAGUUGGCGAUGCUUUUGGGUCACGAGCUGGCACAUGCGGUCCACGACCACGGCUACGAGAGCUUGGGGAUUUGGACCACGGCCUACUCGUUGGAGUUGGUGUUGCUGAGUAUCCUGGACCCAUCGGGGAUGUUCAUCUUCUUGCUGGAGCUGGCAGCGGGCGCCAUCGCCAGGUAUGCCUUUGUGCUGCCUUUGGGUCGCUGCGAUGAAAUGGAGGCGGACGCCACUGGACUGCAGAUCUGUGCACGUGCGGGCUACGACCCGCGCUUGGCCACCGAGUUCAUGGAACGCUUCGCCUCGUUCCAGGAUGACCGGAGCCCCACCUGGGCUUCCACGCAUCCGUCCACCGAGGGAAGAAUCAAAGCACUCAAAGAUGCAGAAGCCGAUGCGAUCAAGUGCUUUCAAGAGCACCAGGCCGCUCGCCGCUGGCUGUGAAGGAAAAAACAAGUUGCAGGUUCGGAAAGGAGGAUGUCGCACCACUGGAAGUUGUUGGACAUGAAGAUGGACUUUGCAGGAGACUCCGAACGAGCGCGCAUCGGACACCUGAGCUCCUCCGGUCCGCGAGCGGCUCGUCCGAGUCGAGUCUGAGUCGCCGCCGUGCGACGUGCGAGCAGUUGAACCGGUGGCCGGGGGAGGAAGCAUCAAGGCAAACAUGUGGUAAGCACUCCCAAC
Molecule: messenger RNA, 1685 nt
Organism: Durusdinium trenchii
Lineage: Eukaryota; Dinophyceae; Suessiales; Symbiodiniaceae
Source: the annotation of a GenBank genome assembly